This is a messenger RNA of Musca domestica (house fly), 1762 nucleotides long. RefSeq names its product suppressor of fused homolog (gene Su(fu)). Bases 127 to 1590 code for a protein of 487 amino acids. The record is from RefSeq and is a predicted model, not a curated record. Gene Ontology annotation, cellular component: nucleus; cytoplasm. NCBI's taxonomy places the organism in Eukaryota, Metazoa, Arthropoda, Insecta, Diptera, Muscidae. Gene Ontology annotation, molecular function: transcription factor binding. The transcript has a single exon.
ACCGCCGCCGCCAAAAUAGCAUCAGACUUUGUUGUCUAGGCACAACUUGAAUUUUUGAGAAUUUGUUUAAUUACUUUGUUUUGUGUUUUUUAGAUAAAAUUUUAGAAAUUAUUUUUUUUUUAGAAAAUGACUUCAGCUCCAGGUCAACAAAGCACUGGAGCUGGUACCCCAAGAUGUCCACCACCAGCCGGCUUGAAAGCACUUAUAGAUAAAUUACUGGAGCAUUACCCUGAUCAGCCGAACCCGCUGCAAGUAACCACAGUCCUUAAAUACUGGUUAGGAGGACAAGAUCCACUGGACUACAUCAGUAUGUUCAGCAAUCGUGGAGACGUUGCAAAGAAAGUCCCUCCUCACUGGUUUUAUGUCAGCUUUGGAUUGAGCGAUUUACAUGGCGACGGUCGGGUUCAUGUACUAGACAGUGAGGAUAGUGAGACACAAUCACGAUCCGGAAUGGGUUUCGAAUUGACAUUUCGCCUACUGAAAACAAGUGAAGAGCUUAAAGAGGAAGAAGAGAAUCCCGGAAAGAGAAUUCGACCUCCAACCUGGCCCGCAAAUCUCAUGCAGAAUUUGGCUCGUUAUUGUUUCCGGACAGGGAAUCGUUUGUGUUUCGGAGAUAACAUACCAUGGCGCAAGGGUUUAGACGAUAGAUUCGAUACACCGCUGCAGAAUAUUUUAAUUGCUGAGGAUCCACAGCUCAAGUCAAUGAUUACGCCUUUCGGCAGUGUAGAUUUUUGUCAAAUUGUUGGAGUAACAUAUGAGGAGUUGGAACAAGCUGCCCGAUGGAACGGCCGUGGUGUUCUAAAUUAUCUAAAGCAAGAUAUUCAGACUGGUGGAGAAUGGUGGGUUACUAACAUAGACCGAACUCUAAGUGUAUUUGACAUUUUUCCUGAGCGUUUGGUGGCUCUUGAGGAAGAGUUAGAACGAGAUGGCUCCGAUUUAGCUGGCGUUAAUGCAGAAUUUACAUUCCGAGAGAUACCCAGACCACGAAUACGCAAUACACAACCUAAUACAGGUGAAACGGAAGAUGGACAGGAAUUGAACACAUUGAUGGACUCGAUGACGCUCAAGGAAGAAAUAAAAUGUAAACAAGAAGAUGUAGGAGAAAUGAGCACAGAACCCUCCAAUUUGGCGUUUCCUGUCUCUAUGUCCAUGAGUGGUAGCUCGUUGCACAAUUCCUGUCCCAUAGAUGAUCAGCCAGAAGCCCCAGAUUCUGUAACUUUGGAUGGCAUUGAGUUGCAAAUAGCUCCAUAUGCAGCCAAAUUUUUACUGCUGGCCAUUAAAGACCGUAUACGACAUGGUAGACAUUUUACUUUUAAAGCUCAACAUUUAGCUCUGACCUUUGUAGCAGAAUCCGUGACUGGAGCAGGUGUUACUAAAGAAGCUCCCUACGGUGUUAUAGGAUACUGGAUACAGGUUUUAAUAACCGAUGACUUGGUUCCGCGUAUGAUAGAAGAUUUUAAAAAUGCAAAUCUAGACAGAAUAAGUCAGCUUGGUGAACGUCGAGAAUUUGAAUGGCCUGAUAAGUUUUUGAAAGUUGUUAUUGAUCAUCCCCAUGGCUAUAUGUUACCGCCUCCACCAAUGAGUUUCUAGUGGUAGUGCGGGAUGCAUUCAUGAAUCUCAAUACUGAAAAUUACAAAUAGUUAUAAGUGCCUUGACAAUGUUUAACUCACAUUUUUAGAACUGAUGUAUUUUAAAGUAUUAUUUAAUGUACACAUAUAUUACUUUUUUUUACAAAAUAGACAAACUAAUAGUAAAAACCUAA